AUGGUUGAUGGUAAGUCAGAAGAUUUGGGUGAUCAAAAGCUCGAAAGCUUGGAAAGCAAUGAUACAGACCAAAAAAAGUUAGAUCUAGAACAGUUUUGCGUUCAAUUUGAUGGAAUUGAUGACAAGGAAGAUUCUAGUAGCAUGUCAAGGUGGCAUAAAUGGCUAAUUGUCAUUUUGAUUUCAUUAACAUCGUUAUGUGUCACUUGCAUCUCUUCAUGCUGGUCUUUAGCGUCUGAGAAUAUUAUGAGACAUUUUAAUGUCGGACAUGAAGUAAGUACUUUAGGGAUAUCAUGCUAUAUUUGGGGUUUGGGAACAGGCGGAAUUUUUCUUUCACCAAUUAGUGAGUAUCAUGGCAGAAAGAUGGUAUACAUACUUGGUUUGGGCCUAGUAGUUUGCUUCCAAUUUUUAACAGCAUUCUGCAAUAAUUUAGGUGGAGUACUUUUUGGGCGCUUCAUGUCCGGAUUCUUUGGUAGCUCUUUCAUGUCAGUUGCUUCGGGAUCUUUUUCUGACUUAUUUAAAGCAAAAGAAUCUGCAAAGAUAGCUGAAAAUAAAGAUGCUAAUAAGGAAUUAUCUAAUGCUAUGAUUCUUUAUUCAGUUUCACCAUUUAUUGGACCUGGUAUAGGACCGUUGAUUUCAGGAUUUGUAAAUGCAAAUUUAAACUUCAGAUGGACAUUCUACAUUAUGAUCAUUUGGUCAGCCUUUUUAUUAAUUCUAGUCAUAAUAUUUGUGCCAGAGACAUACGAGCCUGUGCUAUUGAGAAAGAAAGCCAUCAGGAUUCGGAAAGAGAGAGAGGACGAAAGAUAUUAUGCUCCAAUAGAACGAAAGGAUGUUACUCUUUAUGAAAGUAUUAUUAUCUCAUCCAAAAGACCGAUCUUAUUGAUAUUUAGAGAUUAUAUGACGUUGGCGCUUUGCUUCUAUACUGGGUUUUCAUUGGCGAUUGUAUAUCUAUUCUUUGUUGCAGUUCCAUAUAUAUUCUCAGAAGUUUACAAUUUUUCACUAGAGGCCCAGGGAAUGUCGUUUUUAGGAUUAGUGAUAGGGAUGGCGUUGACAUCGCUUCUAUCUCCCUAUUUUGUGAACUUGCAAUAUUCAAAGUUGAUGAAAAAAAAUAAUGGUAAAAGCCAACCCGAAUUCAGGUUCAUCUCUUUGAUAAUAGGAGUAUUUAUAGUUCCUAUAGGACUAUUUUUUUUGGCUUGGACAACAUAUUCACUGGUCCAUUGGAUAGUACCGAUAAUAGCGACAGGUGUUUAUGGUACAGGCACCAUCCUUGUCUUUAAUGGUAUAUUCUCUUAUACCGUCGAAGCUUAUAGAUUAUAUGCGGCAUCGGCUAUGGCCACAAAUUCUUUUAUCAGAUCUUUAAUGUCUGGUGUAUUUCCUUUAUUUGGUCUUCAGAUGUACAAAGGAAUGGGUAUUCAUUGGGCAACAACAUUAUUAGGUGCUUUCGCCUGUUUGAUGAUUCCAGUGCCCUUCUUCUUUUACAAAUAUGGAGAAAAGUUAAGGAAAAAAAGUCCCUAUACGUGGUCCGAAUAG
Messenger RNA from Priceomyces carsonii, 1527 nucleotides. RefSeq lists its product as uncharacterized. Lineage: Eukaryota; Fungi; Ascomycota; Pichiomycetes; Serinales; Debaryomycetaceae. The transcript has a single exon. Gene Ontology annotation, cellular component: plasma membrane. Gene Ontology annotation, biological process: transmembrane transport. Bases 1 to 1527 code for a protein of 508 amino acids. The record is from RefSeq and is a predicted model, not a curated record. Gene Ontology annotation, molecular function: transmembrane transporter activity.